Messenger RNA from Helianthus annuus (common sunflower), 1346 nucleotides. RefSeq names its product replication factor C subunit 2. Gene Ontology annotation, biological process: DNA-templated DNA replication; DNA repair. Bases 124 to 1122 code for a protein of 332 amino acids. The transcript is spliced from 7 exons. Lineage: Eukaryota; Viridiplantae; Streptophyta; Magnoliopsida; Asterales; Asteraceae. The record is from RefSeq and is a predicted model, not a curated record. Gene Ontology annotation, molecular function: ATP binding; ATP hydrolysis activity; DNA binding. Gene Ontology annotation, cellular component: DNA replication factor C complex; nucleus.
AGAGUCUAAAUGUGAAGUUAGUUCAAGUUCUCAAUAAAAAUUUGGGGAUUUCUUUGUCAAUUUUCCCUCCAAAUUGAAAAAUCUAGGGUUUCUUAAGCGGUAUUUUGCAGACGAGAAAUUUCAAUGGCGUCCUCAUCCUCAACUUCGUCUAGCCAUGGCUUCGAGAUCCCGUGGGUGGAGAAGUUCCGACCGACAAAGGUGAAAGACAUUGUCGGAAACGCAGAUGCAGUCUCCAGACUCGAAGUAAUCGCACGCGAUGGUAACAUGCCCAAUCUGAUUCUAGCUGGUCCUCCUGGAACUGGUAAGACUACAAGCAUAUUAGCUCUCGCACAUGAACUACUUGGAGCAAAUUACAAGGAGGCUGUUUUAGAGCUAAAUGCAUCAGAUGAUAGAGGCAUUGAUGUUGUGAGAAACAAAAUCAAGAUGUUUGCUCAAAAGAAAGUUACAUUACCUGCUGGAAGGCACAAAGUAAUAAUUUUGGAUGAAGCUGACAGCAUGACAUCUGGAGCACAACAAGCAUUAAGAAGGACAAUGGAAAUAUAUUCAAACUCUACUCGCUUUGCUCUUGCAUGCAACACAUCUUCUAAAAUAAUCGAACCCAUCCAGAGUCGGUGUGCACUUGUACGGUUUUCCAGGCUGUCCGAUGAUGAAAUUCUCGGUCGUCUCAAGGUUGUUGCUGAUGCUGAAAAGGUGCCUUAUGUCCCAGAAGGGCUUGAAGCGAUUAUUUUUACUGCUGAUGGUGAUAUGCGACAAGCGUUGAAUAAUUUACAAGCCACUUAUGCUGGAUUUCGAUUUGUCAACCAAGAAAACGUGUUUAAGGUGUGCGACCAGCCUCAUCCGUUGCAUGUGAAGAAUAUGGUUCGCAAUGUGAUUGAGGGAAGAUUUGAUGAGGCUUGUUCUGGUCUAAAGCAGCUGUAUGAUCUGGGCUAUUCUCCAACUGAUAUCAUCACAACCCUUUUCAGAAUCAUAAAGAAUUAUGAUAUGGCAGAGUACCUGAAACUGGAAUUCAUGAAGGAAACUGGAUUUGCUCAUAUGAGAAUCUGUGAUGGAGUUGGUUCGUAUCUUCAACUAUGUGGUCUGCUUUCUAAGUUCUCACUUGCUUGUUUAACUGCCAAGGCGUGAUAGACUUUAGGCUAUUGUAGAACAGUACGAAGUGUGUGGCUACAUUGACAUAUGCGAGAUAUUUUAAUUUUCCGUUUUUAGUGAACAUGGUUGGCUCAGCUAGAUGCCGAUUUCACGUGACACCGGUAUCUUUAUGUGGAGUAAUCUAGUGUCCUGAUCUUUAUUUUGAUCUUGGUGGUGUUGAUUUUUGAACUAAAUAUUCAAUGGUGUAAUGUUUGUUUCCA